Musa acuminata AAA Group (dessert banana) is the source of this 1175-nucleotide messenger RNA. RefSeq names its product pathogenesis-related protein PRB1-3-like. Lineage: Eukaryota; Viridiplantae; Streptophyta; Magnoliopsida; Zingiberales; Musaceae. The transcript has a single exon. The coding region runs from base 398 to 973 and encodes 191 amino acids. The record is from RefSeq and is a predicted model, not a curated record. Gene Ontology annotation, cellular component: extracellular region.
GGUAGUGCUAAGUAUACAAGAAAAGACUGCUGUAGAGAGAUGUGGUGAGAAUGUUGAUAUUGUAUUGCCAGUUGUUUCUCUAACCUUACUACUAACUAGUCUCCGUUUGGAUUUUAUUUUUGUUUCUUCUGAUGGAGCUUAAGAUCACAAAAUAUCCAUGCUAGAUAUUUUCCUGCAUCAAUCAAUUCCAAGAAAUUAGAGAGCAGCUUGUAUGUGGAGUGAGUGAUGCUAACCUUUUAACAGUGGAGGCAAGCAUGUGUUGACUGGUUCGCAUGUGGAAACGCGUUCUUCGUACGUGCUGUAGGCCGAGCAACUUCAAGGUAACGUGGGGAGCAUCUUUUAAGACGACAACCUUGACUCUCUCUCUCUCUCUGCACACGAACAUUGAGAGAGAGGAAUGGGGUCUUCCAACCAUGCUUCAGCUUUGGUCGUCUGUGCUUUGGCCUUAGCCAUGGCCUGCACCGCCGUAGCACAGAACACCCAGCAAGACGUUGUGGGCGCCCACAACUCCGCCCGGGCCGCUGUCGGCGUCGGUCCUGUGUCAUGGGACGACGACAUCGCCUCCUACGCUCAGAAGUACGCCAACAAGCACAUCGCCGAUUGCCAGCUCGUGCACUCCGGCGGGCCUUACGGGGAGAACAUCUGCUGGGGCAGAGGCGGCGCCUUCACCCUGGCCGACGCCGUCAACCUCUGGAUCGAGGAGAAGCAGUACUACGACUACGAAAACAACUCCUGCGCCGACGGCCAGGUAUGCGGACACUACACGCAGGUCGUGUGGCAGAACACUACGGCCAUCGGCUGCGCUUGGACACUGUGCAAAGGCGGCGGGAGCAUAUUUGUCGUCUGCGACUAUAGCCCUGCGGGCAACCUUGUGGGUCAACGCCCUUAUGAGGAGAAGGCACAAGAAAACAACAUAUUGAGGUUUAGGGCUUUUUCCACUGCAGCAUAUUUGGUUGUCAAAAUUAGUCCCUAAUUCCUCUUCCUCAUGAUACUGCAUGCAUUCCCUUUUGGCAGCUUGAUCGUCUUGUUCGAGUCGACUAGUGUUCUUGGUGUGAGACAACUCUGACCUCGAAUCCUGUGAAGCAGAAGAGGCAGGUGUUGAUGUAGCAGAUUCUUGUUUGUUUCCGCUUGCUGUGUUUCUUGAAUAGCCAACUGCAUCUCCAUCUUCCACCAUG